UUAAUAUGGCCUCGAAUAUGGCUGAAUCAGCUUCUGUAUGUGAAUCGAUUUUGAGUGGAAGGACCUUAAAAAUUAGCGACCUUAACGAAGUGAUUGGAUUACUCAAAAAGCAUGACUGCAGCAAGGCAUCUUAUUAUGAACUUGGUCUCUAUCUUCAACUUCAUGAUAACACAUUAAAGAGCAUUGAACAAGAAUACAGAGGAAAAGUUGAUCGUUGUUUUAUAGAGUGUUUGGGUAGCUGGUUACGUAAAGCUGAUGAUGUGGAGAAUCCAACAAUAGAUACACUAAUAGUUGCUCUUAGAGGAAUGGGAGAGAAUGCUGUGGCUGAUGGUAUUAAUGAAGAAAAACAAAUUCAUAAUUUGCCAAAAAGUGAAAUCAUGCAAGACAGGCCAGUAGCCACACCCACAUUGAAAGUUGAUGAAGAUCGUCCACAACAACCCAUGAUUUUAGGUGUACAUAAAAUGGAGCAUAAAAUAAAAAGUCAUUCCGAAUUAAAUCUGGUUGCUUUUUCUUUGAAACAGAAGUAUUACGAUUUAGUAGUAGCAGUGAGAAAAUCACUAAUUCAUCAUAGUAUUGAUAUUGAAGGAGCUAAACUGCUGAUUAAAUUAUUUUUACAAGGAGAAACCGAAGAUCAUUCAAUGCUUAAGAUAUGUAUCAAUUCUCUUCAGAAGGUUCAUGAUUUUGAUAGCCUGUUUUAUUUCCUAAUUGAUAAUCAUUUCAUUGGUUACCUCAAUUAUAAUCUGUUGAAAAGACUAUCGAAACAUAUCUUGCAAGACGUUAGCCUUACAAAUCAAUUUGACAAUUAUGAAAAGGAGUACGCUGAACUACUUCAUAAAAUUUCCUGUAACAAUUUGAUAGAUUUGUUUCAAGAAUGGUCUGAUCUUUCUCCCAAUGCUCCGGUUGGUUUACCUCGUAUCUCUUUUCGUCUUGAUUCCCCCUGGCUUCAUUCUCGAUUUUAUACUUGGGUCUCAACCUUUGGUCAAUUUUCAUGGUCAUAUUAUGCAUUUCUUGGACAAUUAAGAAGAAACUGUGUUAUUGUCACUUAUGCUAUACUACCAUUUUUUCUUCAUGAUGUCAUGAGAGAUCUUAAGGAUCCAGUGAUAUUGAAAAAGCUAGAAGAUAAAGGAGUUACUGUAAUUGAAUUACCACAAAGAGAGGAAGAGAAUUUUGACACCAGAGAAGAAGACCCACAGAUUGAGUCAACUGCUAAAUUAGAACCACUCUCAAGGGGUUUUGCUGAUAUGCUUAACGAAAUUUCUUCAGUCAUGCAGACUACGUCAUCUGAGAGAAACAUUCCCAUUGCAACUUUGGGAAAAGAGUUCAUAAAGUUUAUAGAGUCUGAUAUACAUGCAAAACCUGAAGAUGUUAUUAGCAUUUCGACAGAUGCCAGUAAAAGCCGCACUGCCAUAGAUGAAAGGGAUAUGAGCCCUGUCUUUAAACCAGGCAUAAAUGUACAAAGGACUGAGUUUCAAGAACAUGUGGAGCAGUUGAAUAAAAAUAAUCAAGAAAUGUUUAAAGAGAUAUUCGAAUCUAUUAAUAGUACAUCUCCUGAUUAUAAGUGCGAUGCAACGCUGAUGGCUCAGGAAUAUGAUCACACCAAAAAUAGAUUCAAAGACAUUGGAGCAUUUGAUCAUACAAGAGUUGUUCUACAGGAAACACCAGGAGUACCUCAUUCUCAUUACAUUAACGCUAAUUACAUAAAGGGGUAUUAUGAUGAUAAGUUGUAUAUAGCCACUCAAUAUCCUAGCAAAGAAACCUGCGAUAAUUUUUGGCGAAUGGUUUGGGAACAAAAGACAGUUACUAUAGUAAUGCUUACUAAUGUUGUUGACUCUUUUAAAUAUUGGCCCAGUGAUGAUGAGGUUUGCUAUGGUGAUAUUGUGGUUAGAGCUGAUAGAAAUAUCGAAUUACCUAAUUACGUAAUAAGAGGAUUUAAAGUAUUCAAUAAGAGAGACAGGGGCAAAAAGGAGAGAACUAUACUUCAGUUUCAUUAUAUAACAUGGCCAAAUAAAAACGUUCCUGCUCAAGCCUCUCAUGUAUUGGAUUUUAUGAGAGCUAUCAAUUCAGCCAAUGAUAGUAAAGAAUGUGGACCUGUUGUAGUACACUGCAGUGCUGGAGUAGGUAGAACUGGUACUAUAAUUGCAUUAGAUAUUGCACUGGAACAACUUAAGUCAGAAAAUAGAGUUGACAUUGAAGGAAUUGUAAAGGUCUUAAGGCAACAAAGAACACAAAUGGUCCAAGAAUUGUGUCAGUUUGUAUUUAUUUAUAAUGCAGUAUUGGAGGACAUAGUGUAUGGAGAUAUGUCAACAUUAAUUGAUGAGUUUAGUAAUCAUUAUAUCAAGUCGCAGGAGGAGGCUACACUCAUUACUGAUGAGUUUAAUAAAAUAGGAGCUGUUAAACCACCUGCUCAGUCCUAUUCAGGACCCAGUGUGGUACCUUUUGAUUAUGGUGAAGAAACCAUGUUCACAGCUCAUUAUCUUGAUGGUUAUUGGACUCCAAAUCUGUUCAUUAAAAGUCCAUGCCCCACUAAAGAUAACACUGAAUGUUUUUGGAGACUGAUAAUUCAUAAAAAAUGCUCUCACAUCAUUAACUUAUCACCUACUGAUGCUGAUACAUAUUCAUACAUUUCUGAAUUUGGCACUACUGGGUUAAAAUUUGGUGCUAUUACAAUAUCUGUUGGACGUAAAAAAGAGUUUAAUGCAGGUUUUUUAACAAGAGACAUUAAUAUUAGAAAUGAAGAGGAUUCGAUGCUGUUGAGAGUCAAAUACAUUCAGUAUCAAGAUAUGUUUUUGAAGCAUUGUUUUCCAAGAGUUGAUAAGUUUAUGAAGUUCAUUCAGUAUUGUUUGGUGCAGGUGGAGUCCUGUCACCAUGGCAACCAUCCCAUCUUGAUGCAUGAUGAUGGUUCUAAUGGUCCCAUUGGUAUUUUUGCUACAUUAACCUAUUGCUUACAAAGAGCUAAGAAAGAGCGUAUUAUUAACAUACUUCAAGCAGCUAAUCAUCAUUACUUGCAGUCUCCGGGACUUAUUGUUAAUCUACAGUUUUAUGCUUAUUGCUAUGACUGUCUCAUGGAAUAUUCAAACAAGCUCUUAAAGGAGGAAUAUUUUCCCUCUAUACAUGAAAAUAUUGCACUAAUAAGAGGAAAAUUAAUACAUUCACCAGGACCAUCGCAUAAGAUCAUAAAAAGCAAUGAAGAAGAAGGCAUAACAUUGCAGACUAAGGAAAGUACUCAUAGUAAACCGCACCAGACCACAAGCGAUGAUGAAGAAGACAUAACAUUGCCAACAAGGGAAAGUACUGCACUUAGUGAACCCAACAAGUACACAGAGGAUAAAAGAUGUGACAUCCUGUAAUUUAUAAUGGCAAUUGGUAACAGGAAACUACUGUAUACUAUUUUUAAUUACCUAAGGAAUUGAAUUUUGUAUUUGUAUAAUUUUGUUUUUGUUAUUACAAUUACAAAUUAGCUUGAUUACAACACAAGUACAAAUUAUAUAUUAUUAACAAAAUUUAUCUUACAGUUGUUAUAUAUUGAUCUAUUAUUUUGGU
Molecule: messenger RNA, 3540 nt
Organism: Amphimedon queenslandica
Lineage: Eukaryota; Metazoa; Porifera; Demospongiae; Haplosclerida; Niphatidae
Product: receptor-type tyrosine-protein phosphatase T-like
Exons: 24
Coding region: 6-3347 (1113 amino acids)
Biological process (GO): signal transduction; protein dephosphorylation
Molecular function (GO): protein tyrosine phosphatase activity; protein binding
Source: RefSeq, a predicted model, not a curated record